Messenger RNA from Vicia villosa (hairy vetch), 1409 nucleotides. RefSeq lists its product as uncharacterized. Lineage: Eukaryota; Viridiplantae; Streptophyta; Magnoliopsida; Fabales; Fabaceae. The transcript has a single exon. The record is from RefSeq and is a predicted model, not a curated record. The coding region runs from base 257 to 1129 and encodes 290 amino acids.
UUUAUUAACAAAGUUGUCAAUGGUCAAAAUGGUAAUAAUGACUUAGGAACCACACACUUGGUUUGCAACACGCCACCCACAAUUUUCCUCAUCCACUAAAUAUAUUACCAAGUCAUGAGUCAAAAUCUUCUCAUUACUCUCUGCUUCCAGUAAAAGAGAAACACAACAAAAAACUAGAUCUAAGAAUCUUCUCAUAAUAUUGUUCCUCAAGCAGAAGCAGAAGCUAGAGGUAUCUGAUAUACUCAAGGAAGCUGUUAUGUUAUCUGUCAGAAGUUUCAACUUUAUCAUCUUCACCUUUCUUACCUCUCUCCCUCUCUUUUGUAUGACAGUUUACUUUGAAAUUCAGUUUCAAGAAUUAGUUGAAACUUUUUCUAUUAAUAUUCCAGACGAUGUUCGCUAUGGAUACUUUAAUUCCAUGCUAGAUCGUAUGAAUAAGGAUUAUAAUUACCUUAAGUUGAUUCAACUUGGUUUGGUUUAUAUAUUUCCUCUCCAAAUUCUUGAGUUUGGAACUGCAAUUGUUACUGUAGACUUAGCUUCGAAGCUAAAUACUCAACAAGAGAAGAAAAUGACCCUUAAGGAGAUGUUUGAAAAACCUAUUGAUUCAACAAAACUAAGAGGCUCAUUUCUAACUUUUGUCUAUGUUGUUUUCUUGACAACUACUCAUCAACUUGGAUUACUAUGGAUAGUUAUAAAUUACCAUAUUUGGUUGAAGGAUUUCAGUUUUGUGGUUUUUCCUGUGAUUUGCAGCUUGUUGUUUGCAAAGUUGUUAAUGAUGUAUUUAGAAUGGAGUUCUAUGUGGAAUAUGAGUAUUGUAAUCUCAAUUUUGGAGGGUAUAUAUGGUAUUGAAGCAUUAGCACUCUCUAUUAAUUUUAGCAGAGCCUGUCACAGAAAAGGGCUUUUUUUGAUGCUGAUUUUCUUUGCAUGGGGACAAUUAUUAAGAUUUUCUUGCUACUAUAUUGGAGGAUAUGAACAAGGAAAUGGAACUUUUAUACAAGUUGGUUUGGUCUGCAUGGUGAUUCCAUUGAAAUGGGUAGUUUUCAUGAUAUAUUUCAAUGAUUGUAAGGAGAGAUACUUGGAAAAGAAAAUGGAUGUGGAAUCAGGUAAAGAUGUUAGAGUUCCUCAGAAGUAAGAUUGAGCUAGUUUUCUGGUUAUGCAGCCUACUUAAUAUGAUCAAAUAAUAAAUGUUAUCAACUAAUGUUAUGUGAUUGGUUUGUUUAUAGUUGCCAUGAUAUUAGCUGCAUUCUAUUGCUAUACUCUUGAUAAUGUAAUUCCCUAUUUUUCUCAUGACUAUCCAACAACCUCCUAUGAUUGUUGGUCCUCUUUCUCUCCUUGUUAUCGGUCUCGUGAAGUAUACUCAGAUGUCAGAUUUUGUCUAUUCCAAUUACUAUACUCUUUUUCUUCUUUUUAAA